CCGUAUAAAAACUCACCGCCAUCACUUUUCACAAGUUUCUUCUCCAGAUUUAGGGUUUUCUCUUCGUUUCGGCUCGGUCCCAGAACCCAAGAUCGCAAGGCUUCAAGAUGCCGUCGCACAAGUCGUUCAUGAUUAAGAAGAAGUUAGCGAAGAAAAUGAGGCAAAACAGGCCUAUUCCUCACUGGAUUCGUCUUCGUACCGACAACACCAUCAGGUACAAUGCUAAGCGUAGGCACUGGCGCAGAACCAAGCUUGGAUUCUAAGAGGUUACUUUUACCUAUUGUGAAAGCUUUGUUCUUUCUUAAAGACAUUGUUUUUUAUUUUGUUUCGUUUUAGUGUUUCAUCAGUUUUGAUUGUUCACAUUUGUGUAAGACAAUCUUUAAUCAGUUAUGUUUUCAAAUUUUCUAUUGAAGAGUACUUAUUGUAGUAACUCUGUGGUUUUCACUAGUUUUAAGAUUUGGAUUUGACUUUUGUUUA
This is a messenger RNA of Arabidopsis lyrata subsp. lyrata, 477 nucleotides long. Its product is annotated as 60S ribosomal protein L39-1. The record is from RefSeq and is a predicted model, not a curated record. The transcript is spliced from 3 exons. Lineage: Eukaryota; Viridiplantae; Streptophyta; Magnoliopsida; Brassicales; Brassicaceae. Gene Ontology annotation, biological process: translation. The coding region runs from base 108 to 263 and encodes 51 amino acids. Gene Ontology annotation, cellular component: ribosome; cytosolic large ribosomal subunit. Gene Ontology annotation, molecular function: structural constituent of ribosome.